CAGGAACAUACUUUGUUCUCAGAAUUUCCAUUACCAGAGGAGCUACAUUCCCAGAGGAUUCAUUACUCAAGGUGAAAUAGUAGAUUAUUUCAAAAGCUGGAGCUGAAUAUAAUGUUAAAUAAUGGCAACAGGUGACUUAAAGAGAAGCUUACGGAACCUAGAGCAAGUGCUUCGUUUGCUAAAUUAUCCUCAUGAGGUGGAUUGUGUAGGUUUGAUAAAGGGAGAGACAGCAGCAUCUUUGCCCAUCAUCAGCUAUUCCCUUACCUCAUAUUCAUCUCAUGUAGCAGAACUUCUGAUGGAAUCCAAUGUAGAGCUCUUAGCAAAGAAUGACUUGCGCUUUAUAGAUACUGUCUAUAAGCUUCUUCGUGAUCAAUUUAAUUAUAAACCAAUCUUGACGAAAAAGCAGUUUCUCCAAUGUGGAUUUGCAGAAUGGAAAAUCCAAAUUAUUUGUGAUAUUUUGAAUUGUGUGAUGAAAAAGCACAAGGAGCUGAGUAGUCUUGAGAAGACUCCAUCACAACAAAGGAAGAAAAUCAGUUUUGUUAAGCCAGAACUUUCCUCAAGCAGCGAGAAGACGCCCACAGAGCCUGUGGGCACCGACAUCACCGGCAGGUUUAUGACUUCAGGAAAGAAAAAGGCUGUAGUGAUCCGUCACCUCUAUAAUGAAGACUGUGUUAACAUUCCUGAGGAUACAUUAAGCACAGUAACAGAUGUUACUGAAGCGUUUGCUGUGUGUGACAUAAAGGAUACUGAAGUAAAGGCUCCUGAAGAUAAGGGCCCUGAAAUCAAAUCUGAGCAGCAGGAUGUAGUCGUUAAUCCUGAGAUUACUGCCCUGCAGAGUAUGCUUGCUGAAUGCCAAGAAAAGCUUAAGAAACUAGCUCUGAUAGAGAGUAGAUUAGACUCUUUGGAAGAAAAAAUGAAAGGAAAAGUGAUGGUAGAUGAAAAAACCUGGACUAAUCUACUGAGUCGUGUCACUCUUCUUGAAACAGAACUGCUUUUGUCCAAAAAGAAUGAUGAAUAUAUAGAAUAUAAUGAGAUGAAUGAAGACUAUUCUUCUAGUAGUGAUAUGGAUAUUCUGAAACCUGGGAGAAAAAGCAAAGAGAGGGAAGCAAGUAUUCCUCUGUCCUCCGGUUAUAGUUCAGUAUCAAUAGAUUCGACCUCCAGAACCUCAACUGGUAAUUACUGUGGUUUGAAAGAUAUUUCAGAGGAAACAACAAUCCAGAAAAUGGAAAGGAUGAAAAAAAUGUUUGAAGAAACUGCAGAGUUACUAAAAGGUUCAAGUCACUAAAUAUAGAAUUUGUCUACAUGAACUUUUCCAGGAUGUUGGCUGCUGUACAUGUUGUAUAUUUUAAGAAUUCUCAUAAAUUUUAAUAUACUGCAAAAUUUUUAUUAGGAAUCUUAAUUCCAUUUGGUAGAUGAGCUUUUUCAUUCAAUAUUGAAUACUUAAAUAUUUUUGUGCUGUAAUUAUAUAGUUUUAUUCUGUUUUACUUUUCCUAGGAAAACUCUUGUACCAGUACAUUUCUUUUACAAGUGAAGUCAUUACAGCACUGUACUUUCGUGUUGACAUUUGUUGGCAGUGUGCUAAGUAAUGUGUUUUUUAAAGUACAGGCUUCAGGACCACAGUUUACAUCCUGCUGGAAACACUCCAGCUGGGACUUGCAUAUUGUACCCAGGAGGCUGUCGUACAUACCGUUUGCCAUCUGUACUGAUGAAUAUGUCGUAAUGAAAAGUUAAAAAUCCUCAUUGAAAAUUAAAUAAAACAAAAAUACGACUUCAUGCUUAGUGAAAAGACAGCAACACAUUUUCAGUUAACCUUGAGAAAGUGCCGGUAUGAUUCUCCUUUUGUGUCAAGAAGGAGGCCGGGAAGUUCACUGUGGAGGGCGUGUUGAGGAUUUCAGGGCCCUGCUCUGUAACACGUCUCAGAACCAGCAGCAGAGACAUGGAUGGUGGCCGUCCACUAUUACAAGCUACACAGUGAGGGGUUUGGGUUUUUUUUAAGUG
Molecule: messenger RNA, 1998 nt
Organism: Pteronotus mesoamericanus
Lineage: Eukaryota; Metazoa; Chordata; Mammalia; Chiroptera; Mormoopidae
Gene: CEP44
Product: centrosomal protein 44
Exons: 12
Coding region: 122-1285 (387 amino acids)
Cellular component (GO): centrosome; spindle pole
Source: RefSeq, a predicted model, not a curated record